This is a messenger RNA of Neogale vison (American mink), 3315 nucleotides long. RefSeq names its product Kruppel like factor 5 (gene KLF5). Lineage: Eukaryota; Metazoa; Chordata; Mammalia; Carnivora; Mustelidae. Bases 323 to 1696 code for a protein of 457 amino acids. The transcript is spliced from 4 exons. Gene Ontology annotation, biological process: regulation of transcription by RNA polymerase II. Gene Ontology annotation, molecular function: DNA-binding transcription factor activity, RNA polymerase II-specific; RNA polymerase II cis-regulatory region sequence-specific DNA binding. The record is from RefSeq and is a predicted model, not a curated record.
GCAGGUACGCGCGCUCGCAGCUUGCUCACGGAGACAGACGGUGGCGGGAGCGGGCUCCGGCGAGUGAGAGAGCGCGGUGGGGCGGGGCGGGAGAAAGUGGCCGCCCGGAGGACGUUGGCGUUUACGCGUGUCGGAGCGGAAGAGUUUUGCUUUUCGUGCGCGCCUUCGAAAACCGCGCCUGCUGUUGGCUGAGGGGGUCCACCCGGAGCCUCCCCUUCUCCGCCCGCGGCCCCGCGCCGAGCUCGCCGGCCCGAAGCAGCGUGGGCGAGGUGGAAGCGCGCCCGACCCGCGUCCCGCGCCCGGAGCCGCCCCCUGAGUGCCAAUGGCCACGCGGGUGCUGACUAUGAGCGCCCGCCUGGGACCCGUGCCCCAGCCGCCGGCCCCGCAGGACGAGCCCGUGUUCGCGCAGCUCAAGCCCGUGCUGGGUGCCGCGAACCCGGCCCGAGACGCGGCGCUCUUCCCCGGCGAGGAGCUGAAGCACCCGCACCACCACCCGCAGGCUCAGCCCGCGCCCCCGCAGCCGCCGCAGCCGGCGCCGCCGCCCGCCGCUGGCCCGCGGCUGCCCCCUGAGGAGCUGGUCCAGACAAGAUGUGAAAUGGAGAAGUAUCUGACACCUCAGCUUCCUCCAGUUUCUAUAAUUCCAGAGCAUAAAAAGUAUAGACGAGACAGUGCCUCAGUCGUAGACCAGUUCUUCACUGACAGUGAAGGGUUACCUUACAGUAUCAACAUGAACGUCUUCCUCCCUGACAUCACUCACCUGAGAACUGGCCUCUACAAAUCCCAGAGACCGUGUGUAACACACAUCAAGACAGAACCUGUUACCAUUUUCAGCCACCAGAGUGAAACGACUGCCCCUCCUCCGGCCCCGACCCAGGCCCUCCCUGAGUUCACCAGUAUAUUCAGCUCCCACCAGACCGCAGCUCCAGAGGUGAACAAUAUUUUCAUCAAACAAGAACUUCCUACACCAGAUCUUCAUCUUUCUGUCCCUCCCCAGCAGGGCCACCUCUACCAGCUACUGAAUACACCGGAUCUAGAUAUGCCCAGUUCUACAAACCAGACAGCAGUAAUGGACACUCUCAAUGUUUCUAUGUCAGCCGCCAUGACAGGCCUUAACACACACACCUCUGCUGUUCCGCAGACUGCAAUGAAACAGUUCCAGGGCAUGCCCCCUUGCACAUACACAAUGCCAAGUCAGUUUCUGCCACAGCAGGCCACUUACUUUCCCCCGUCACCACCAAGCUCAGAGCCGGGAAGUCCAGAUAGACAAGCAGAGAUGCUCCAGAAUCUGACCCCACCUCCAUCCUAUGCUGCUACAAUUGCUUCUAAACUGGCAAUUCACAAUCCAAAUUUACCUGCCACCCUGCCAGUUAACUCGCAAAGCAUCCAGCCUGUCAGAUACAAUAGGAGGAGUAACCCGGAUUUGGAGAAACGACGCAUCCACUACUGCGAUUACCCUGGCUGCACAAAAGUUUAUACAAAGUCGUCUCAUUUAAAAGCUCACCUGAGGACUCAUACUGGUGAGAAGCCGUACAAGUGCACCUGGGAGGGCUGUGACUGGAGGUUCGCGCGCUCUGACGAGCUGACCCGCCACUACCGGAAGCACACGGGGGCCAAGCCAUUCCAGUGCGGCGUGUGCAACCGCAGCUUCUCCCGCUCCGACCACCUGGCCCUGCACAUGAAGAGGCACCAGAACUGAGAGCCCCGCUGUGGCCUGCCGUGCCUAUGCAAUCCACACUGACGUUCUGCAGUUCCUUUGGCAAAAGUUUUAAACUACAAACUUAACGUAUAUAUAUAAAAAAAAAAGAAAAAGAAAACAAAAAACUGGAAAUGUAUAUUUUGUAUAUUUGAGAAAACAGGGAAUACCUUGUAUGAAUACCAAAGUGUUUGGUCCUUUUGAGAAUCUGGAAUGCUUGCUGUAAUGUAUAUGGCUUUACUCAAGCAGAUUUCAUCUCCUGACAGGCAGCCACAUCUCAGUUGUGGGUAGGGGGGUGGGGGUGCAGGGUGUGUUUGCAGUGUUUCUACCUAAGCACCAUCAUUUAAUGUGACAGUGUUUAGUAAACAAGUCAGUUGGCAGGCACAGGAAGAAGGUUGGAUUGUAUGUCAAGAUUUUACUUGACAUCAAGUAGUUUAUUUUUUUUUUCAAUAUUAGAUAAUUCCUUAGAGGUGCGCAUUGUACCUGGCAAUUCACAAAUAGCCAUUGAACAAAUGUGUUUUUCUGUUUGUUUUUAUAUGAGUUGCCUAUAUUUGCUAUUCAAAAUUUUGUAAAUAUGCAAAUCAGCUUUAUAGGUUUAUUACAAAUUUUCUAAGAUUCUUUUGGGGGAAAAUCAUAAAUAAUUGUUUGAAAAAAAAACAUGAAUACAUUUACAGUUAGAAUUUGUGGUAAAAUACCUCUUCAAACCUCACCAAAUUCAUUUCUUUAGGAGGAAGAAAUCAUUCAAAUGAACUUAAAAUGCAGAUUCCAUGCACUGAUGAAAAUAGGAUUACUUUAAAUAUGAAAGUCGUUUUAUAUGAAUUGUGAACUCCAGAGCUUAAAGAUAAAAUACGUAAAAAUGAAAAACUCUUAACAAUAAGCUAAGCAGUAUCAUUUUAAAAAAGGAGGACAUGCAGCUCUCACGUGGAAAUGUUGAAUUCAUGAUGCAGUUUUCGCAUACUGGAAUGUUCGCUUACGCAGUACUGUUGGUUAAACGACAAUUUAUAUGGAUUUUGCAUGUAAUAUACAGUGAGACACAGUAAUUUUACCUAAAUUACAGUGCAGUUUAGUUAUAAUCAUUGUUAAUACUGACUCAGUGUCUGCCUUUAAUUAUUAAAUGACAUGUUGAAAGCGUAAGGAAGCAAGUGCUACAUAUAUGCAAUAUAAUAGUAAUGUGAUGCUGAUGCUGUUAACCAAAGGGCAGAAUAAAUAAGCAAAAUGCCAAAAGGGGUCUUAAUUGAAAAUGGAAACUUAAUUUUGUUUUUAAAAUAUUGUUUAUCUUUAUUUAUUUUGUGGUAAUAUAGUAAGUUUUUUUUAGAAGAUUUUCAUAACUUGAUAAAUUAUAGUUUUGUUCGUUAGAAAAGUUGCUCUUAAAAUGUGUAAAUAGAUGACAAACGGUGUAAAUAUUUUGUAAGGCUUCAAAAUGUUUAUACGUGGAACAUGCCUACAUACAAAGCAUAAAUUGGUUGCUGUUUUGCUUCUUUUCCCCUCUUAUUUUUGUAUUGUGGUCAUUUCCUAUGCAAAUAAUGGAGCAAACAGCUGUAUAGUUGUAGAAUUUUUUGAGAGAAUGAGAUGUUUAUAUAUUAACGACAAUUUUUUUUGGAAAAUAAAAAGUGCCUAAAAGA